UCAGAGUUUAAGGCUCCUCUCCCAUAGAGCAACUCUGCCCAGCCCAAGCAAACCAGCUUUGGGACUUUGAAUGAACAUAUUUACAUCAACCUCUCUCUUCAUGUCGACUUCUCUGGAAACAUUCACACGGAUGCCAUGGUUACUCCUACCACGAUCUUACAGGUGAACAAGGUGAUGUCCAUCUUGUUUUAUGUGAUAUUUCUUGCUUAUCUUCGUGGCAUCCAAUCUACCAACAUGGAUCAAAGGAGUCUGCCAGAAGAGUCGAUAAAUUCUCUCAUUAUUAAACUCAUUCAGGCAGACAUUUUGAAAAACAAACUCUCCAAGCAGAUGGUAGAUAUCAAGGAAAACUAUCAAAACACUAUGCAGAAAACAGAGUCUCAGCAGGACGUGGAUGGAGUUGAAAAUGUGAAAUCAGACUUCCAGCCAGUUAUCCCAAUGGAUGCAGAACUAUUAAGGCACCAGAAACGCUACAGUUCUCCCCGGGUCCUCUUGAGUGACAAUACCCCAUUGGAACCUCCACCUUUGUAUCUCAUGGAAGAUUAUAUUGGAAAUUCUGUAGUGGUGAACAGAACCUCCAGGAGGAAAAGGUAUGCAGAACAUAAGAGCCAUCGAGGGGAAUAUUCUGUAUGUGACAGUGAAAGUUUAUGGGUCACGGACAAAUCAUCCGCUAUCGACAUUAGAGGACACCAGGUAACAGUGCUAGGAGAAAUUAAAACAGGCAACUCUCCCGUCAAACAAUAUUUUUACGAAACAAGGUGUAAAGCAGCCAAACCGGUAAAAAAUGGCUGCCGUGGCAUUGAUGAUAAACACUGGAACUCCCAGUGCAAAACAUCCCAAACGUAUGUAAGAGCACUGACUUCGGAAAACAAUAAACUCGUAGGCUGGCGAUGGAUAAGAAUAGACACAUCCUGCGUGUGUGCGUUGUCGAGAAAAAUAGGACGAACAUAAGUCUGCAUUUCUUUGCUAUAUAAAUUAUUACUUUAAAUUAUAUGAUAUGCAUGUAGCAUAUAAAUGUUUAUAUGGUUUUAUAUAUUAUAAGUUGACCUUAUUUAUUAAACUUCAGCAAACCUACAGUAUAUAAGCUUUCUCUCUCAAUAAAUAGGAGUAAAAUGGCAUGUGCCUCAGCUGUGGGCAGCUGCAGUUUUAUUAGAAUAUGUUUGUGACUCUGCUUAGCAGCAGCAUACCAUAAUCUUACUGUAAAAUCUGUGUAACGUCAGUAUUUUUCAUUCAGUAUUGUCAAGUCAGUGACUGUCAUUUAGUAAACUUGUUAAAAAUCAGAUAAAUGUCAAGAGUUGUGUACCCAUUUCUAUCCCCUGCUAUAUAUUUUCACAAGACAAAGUAGGCUAGGGAAUAGAUUUUAUUGGAGCAACUUCUGCUAGUGGAAAAAAAGACAAGCUUUUGAGCUACACAGAGUUCUUCUUCAGGCCCAGACCUGAAGAAGAACUCUGUGUAUGUCAAAAGCUUCUCCCUUUCACCAACAGAAGUUGCUCCAAUAAAACGUAUUACCUCACCCAACUUGUCUCUCUAAUAUCCUGGGACCAACACAGCAGCAACAACACUGCAAACCACAUAUAUUUUCAUAUUUAAUUAAAAGUGUUAAUUUCUCACCACUGAAAGGAAAACAACAUGGCCUACAGCUAACAUUAACAUUCCAGCCACUGACUAGCUGUAAAAUACGUUUUCUGUACGUCAUGCCAGUUUUGCCACUACAAUUACUGUUGUUUUUCCUCUGUUAGCGUUCCAGAACUGCUGCUAAUAACCCAGCAAUUUUACUUUAGGUUUUUGAAGCACAUUUGUUUUGUAACUGGUUUUUAAUGCUGCCAAUUCCUUUUAGAAGUAAUAGGAAAAAAUCUAAAAUAUUUGUAACAGAACCUUACCAAUGCCAAGAAGCAAUCUAAGUGGAUCAUUAAUAUAAUAUAUAAAAGAUGAUUUCUUUAGAGUAUACUAUUUAUUGUGAUCAGGUUCCUCCUCUCCAAUAAUCUGUUAACUCUGCUGCAUCGUUACAUUGUUUCUAUCUGCCUGGGGUUUUUAAAUUAGAAACAAAACCGUUGGUGUCUUAACUUUAAAAGAAGCUUGGGUUUAGAGUUCUAGGAAAGAAGAAUACAAUCUUGGAGUGGAUGUCAAAGCUGCACUUUCAUUCAAAGCUGCAGUGCUGGUCAGCAUCAAUUGCCGAUUUUUCAUGGAGAAAAACAUCUGUAGAAAUGCUCAGCAAACCUGGUAUUUUAUGGAGGAUCGUUGAAGAAUUACUGUUUUCUGUGUGGCAUGCGAUUAAGAAUCAGGUUCUCAAGUAGGCAAUAGUUAAAAUGAAACUGCAGUGUCAUACAGACGAGUUAACACUUACAAAAAAAAAUAAAUGGACCGCUGUAUACCUCACACAGACAUUUCUAAAUUCUGUGCACAAAACUUGUUCUAUUCUUUGCAUUAUUAUGUAGAAGCAACAUAAAUAUGCAUUGAGCAAAAACUUUAGCCAUUGUAAAAUGGAGCAGCUCCAUGGAAGACAGUGUAAACCACAUUAUACCAUAUAAUGGACCAGACCUUACUUUCAUUAAAGCAUAUGGAAGUUUAGUCACUGACAUCAAUGGUCUGCGCAAGAUUAAGCUCCCUAUAUUAUCUAUAUCAGGUUGGAUCUUAAGAAUAACACAACCAGAGAGUCAGAAACUGCCCCCAAUUUAAUAGGGAUCACAAUUGCAAUGUACCACGUUCAAAUUGUUAAAUGAGCACUCUCCUUUGCAUUCAACUUUCAUAAAUUAAAAAAAAAAAAAAAAAAAGAGCCACAGCACCAAAACAGUAGGUGGCCUGAUGGCUUUGUACCUAUAUCUUUUCACCACUGACAACCAGGUUCAAAUCCUCAAUAAGUCACAAGAGGAAAUGAAUUGGGUGGUCUCUCUAAUCCCCUAUGGACAGUGUAACACAUCAUAAAAACACUGCAGAACUGGUCCAGAUUGCUCAUGAGGCCAAGGAUUGGAAUACACCAGCAGGACUGUGUGAGGAUGAUUGUACACAGAGCCUGACAGCAUUAGGUGUGGCUCCCACUAGACCCCUGAUCUUAUAAGGUGCAAAAAACUCUCAGGUCCCCAGUCGGGUUGCUCAGUACCUCACAGGAGGCAUCCAGCACUUUGCAGGAUUAAACCCUAAAUUCACCUUUCUCUCCUCAAGCAAUAGAGGUUCUGUACCACGAUGAUCAUUAAAGCAUAGGAUCUGGUUUAUAUGGUGAGAAAGUCGUGGCUUGUCUGAGACCAGUUAGCGCACGGCAAGUUGGGAUAUAAAUGAACAGUGCACUAGCCUGCGAGCACAAACAUCUGUGUAGACCUCGCUGCCGGUCAACUAAAAGUUCUUCUGUGCACUUUGAUCUACUCCCAUUUCAAAGUGAGGGUGAUCAAAGGGCACUAUAGAACUUUUAGUGCACAGUAGCAGGGUCCAUAUCAAUGGUUAGUGUGCGGCAAGCUACUGCAAGGUAGGUGUAUACCCCAGCUUGCUGUGUGCUAACUGUUCAUCUAGACAAGCCCUCCAUAUCUCACA
Chelonia mydas (Green sea turtle) is the source of this 3519-nucleotide messenger RNA. It is a transcript of the gene NTF3, whose product is annotated as neurotrophin 3. Gene Ontology annotation, molecular function: growth factor activity; nerve growth factor receptor binding. Bases 136 to 948 code for a protein of 270 amino acids. Gene Ontology annotation, biological process: nerve development; regulation of neuron differentiation; neuron projection morphogenesis. The transcript is spliced from 2 exons. The record is from RefSeq and is a predicted model, not a curated record. NCBI's taxonomy places the organism in Eukaryota, Metazoa, Chordata, Testudines, Cheloniidae.